AUGGCUUCUCUAACAAUGGGUUUCGGAGUUUCACCCAUUUCCACCAUAACAACAACAACAACAACAUCUCUAAGAAAACACCGCCAUAAACUUCAAGUUCAUCAACCACCAGGUAACUCAGAUGUCCUAUCUUCUGAAUCCGAUCAAUUCAACAGAGCUUCUUCUUCUAUUUCCGUUGAAACAAACCAAAACGGUUCCGCUAUCAAGGAGGCAGUAAAACACAAGGCUCCUUCAUCAUUGAGUUCUACCGUUGUUGAUGAUGAAGAAGCUGGUUUGGCAGCACUUUGGGACGAUGGAUAUGGAAAUCGUACGGUGGAAGAUUACUUUGCUUUAUCGAAAGAGAUUUGCGAGUUUGACGGUGGGCCACCACGUUGGUUUUGCCCAAUUGAAAGCACUCAUCCUUCCAAAGAUUCUCCCACUAUGAUGUUUCUUCCCGGAAUGGAUGGGACUGGAUUCGGUCUAUCUUUGCACCAUCAAGCUCUUGCUAGGUUUUUUGAAGUUCGUUGCUUGCAUAUUCCUGUUCGUGAUCGAACGCCAUUUGAAGGUCUGGUGAAACUUGUUGAAGAAGCUGUUAAACUUGAGUAUGCUCUAUCGCCAAAGAAACCGGUUUAUCUGGUCGGCGAUUCCUUAGGUGGAUGCCUUGCACUUGCCGUUGCCGCUCGUAAUCCAACAGUUGAUCUAAUACUUAUUUUAGUCAAUCCUGCUACAUCCUUUGGUAGAUCGCAGUUGCAACCUUUGUUACCUAUCUUGGAGGCUAUGCCAGAUGAACUACAUGUAGCCGUUCCAUUUCUUCUUAGUUUUGUUAUGGGUGAACCAUUGAAGAUGGCAUCAGUCAAUAUUGGAAACGGGCUUCCUCCUACGAAGAUAAUGGAACAACUAUCAUACAAUCUUACUUCAUUGCUGCCAUGUCUUCCAGAGCUGGCUGAUAUUAUACCAAAAGACACUCUUCUUUGGAAGAUUAAACUUCUCAAAUCAGCUGCUGCAUAUACUAAUUCGCGUCUGCAUGCUGUCAGAGCUGAAGUACUUGUACUUGCUAGUGGCAAGGAUAACAUGCUUCCUAGUGUGAAUGAAGCUCAAAGACUCGCGGGUACGUUGAAGAACUGCAAAAUUCGUAUCUUUAAGGACAACGGGCACACCCUUCUUUUGGAAGAUUGUAUUGGUCUGUUAACAAUCAUCAAGGGGACUUGCAUGUACCGCCGUACGAGGAGGCAUGAUUUGGUCAUGGACUUCAUUCCCCCGAGUAUGACAGAAUUCCGAUAUGCAAUGGAUCAAGUAGUCGGAUUAUUUCGAUCUGUUACCGGAUCUGUGAUGUUCUCUACAUUGGAGGACGGAAAGAUAGUAAAAGGUCUAUCAGGUGUUCCAGAUGAAGGUCCUGUCUUAUUCGUCGGUUAUCACAUGUUGUUGGGAUUAGAACUUAUCUCACUUACAGAUGAAUUUUUAAGUCAGAAGGGUAUUGCUCUUCGCGGAAUAGCCCAUCCCGAUCUGUUUACAGGAAAAAUAGAAAGUACUUCUUCUGAGUUUUCUAUGGUUGAUUGGGUGAAGAUAUUCGGUGGCGUGCCUGUUUCAGCAAGCAAUCUUUUUAAAUUACUUUCAACUAAAUCUCAUGUUCUUCUAUAUCCCGGUGGUGCACGCGAGGCCCUCCAUUUCAAGGGUGAAGAAUACAAGUUGAUUUGGCCUGAUCAUCCAGAAUUCGUGAGAAUGGCGGCACGAUUUGGCGCUACCAUUGUUCCGUUUGGAGCUGUAGGCGAAGAUGAUAUAGCUGAAAUAGCUCUUGACUACAACGACUUAAUGAAGAUUCCGAUACUCAAUGAUUACAUCAAAGAUCUUAACCGAGACUCAGUCAAAAUUCGAGAUGAGAUAAGUGGCGAGGUGGCGAACCAAAAUCUGUCAUUUCCAGUGCUUCUACCGAAAAUACCGGGCCGAUUUUAUUAUCUAUUCGGGAAGCCAAUACGAAUGAAAGGCAUGGAGAAUAUAGUAAAAGAUAAAGAAAACGCGAACGAAUUGUACCUGCGGAUAAAGUCGGAAGUUGAGAAAAACAUAGAUUACUUGAUCAAGAAGAGAGAGGAGGAUCCUUAUAGGAAUUUAAUAGAUAGGAAAAUGCAUCAAACAUUUUAUCCUUCUGAAACUGAUCAAACCCCAACAUUUAAGCCAUGA
Molecule: messenger RNA, 2154 nt
Organism: Lathyrus sativus (Indian pea)
Lineage: Eukaryota; Viridiplantae; Streptophyta; Magnoliopsida; Fabales; Fabaceae
Source: the annotation of a GenBank genome assembly